Messenger RNA from Agrilus planipennis (emerald ash borer), 1476 nucleotides. RefSeq names its product endoplasmic reticulum resident protein 44. NCBI's taxonomy places the organism in Eukaryota, Metazoa, Arthropoda, Insecta, Coleoptera, Buprestidae. The coding region runs from base 140 to 1360 and encodes 406 amino acids. The transcript has 5 exons. The record is from RefSeq and is a predicted model, not a curated record.
GGUAGUCGUGUCUUAUCUAUAGUCAUGUCAGUCGGCAACAGUCGUUCUACGUGAAACUUAUAUGUGCACAAAUAAAAAAAUUAUUCAAAUUUCACGGAAAACCGUGUUAACUUAUUACAAAAAAUUAUAGUACAAAAUUAUGGAUGUUGUUGUACCCCUAGGAAGCUUUAAAGUCACACUUUUUACAUUUAUUUUGGUUAGUUAUGUUUUCCACAACCCUACUGAUAGUGAAGCAGUGCAGUUGCUUCAAUCAAAUAUUGAUAUGACUCUAGCUUCUAAUGAAUUAGUGUUUAUAAAUUUCUAUGCAGAGUGGUGUAGAUUUAGUAACAUUUUGAUGCCUGUCUUUGAUGAGGCAGCUGAUAAAAUAAAAGAAGAGUUUCCUGAAGCAGGAAGAGUUGUGCUAGGUAAAGUAGAUUGUGAUAAGGAAAAUGAAGUGGCUACAAGGUUUCACAUCACAAAAUAUCCAACUUUAAAAAUAAUAAGAAAUGGUCAGCCAGCUAAACGAGAGUAUAGAGGUCAGAGAUCUACAGAGGCAUUUGUAACAUUCAUUAAAAAGCAGCUAGAAGACCCUGUCAAAGAGUUUGCACAUCUUAAGGAGCUUACUUCAAUAGAUACUGAUAAAAGGCUAAUUAUAGGAUACUUUGAUAGAAGAGAUCAACCUGAAUAUAACAUAUUUAGACGUGUUGCAUCAAAUUUAAAAGAUGACUGCAUAUUUUAUGUAGGUUUUGGGGAAGCAUCCUUAAAUAUGCAUCCUGCAGGUCAACCUGUAAUAGUUUUUAGGCCUGAUAAAAAAAGAUCUGUUGAUACUGAUGAAACUUAUACAGGAAAUGUAAACAUUUUUGAUGAGCUACAUAUUUGGGCUCAAGAUAAGUGUGUUCCAUUGGUGAGAGAAAUAACAUUUGAAAAUGCUGAGGAAUUAACUGAAGAAGGCCUUCCCUUUUUGAUUCUCUUUCACAAACCAGGAGAUGAUGAAUCAAUAAAAAAGUACAAUGAAGUUGUGCAGAAAGAACUUCUAAGUGAAAAACAAAAUAUUAACUUCUUGACAGCCGACGGUAGAAAGUUUGCACAUCCUUUACAUCACUUAGGUAAAAGUGAAAGUGAUUUACCUCUUAUAGCUAUCGAUAGUUUUCGGCAUAUGUAUUUAUUCCCAAAAUUCGAGGAUAUGACAGUGCCUGGUAAAUUAAAAGCAUUUAUUCAGGAUCUGUAUUCGGGUAAAUUACAUCGCGAAUUUCAUUAUGGGCCUGAUGACGAAGCAGAGUCAGGAAAUGUGAUAAGAAAAGUCACCACGCCACCCGAAAGUACAUUUAAAAAGUUAGGACCGUCGAAAAACCGAUACACAUUACUAAGGGACGAACUUUAAUUAAAAAAAAAAAUUGUUUUUAUAAUGUAAAUCUUAUUUCAAUUUGUGUAAAAACUUUCUCUUAAAAAUAUCAAUUUCGUUAUAUUUUCAAUACAUUUUGACGUGUCUCCAAAGCA